AUGUCCCGGGUUGGGCAAUUGGCCGCAAGUCUGGGCCUGAUGGCUCUUCCGCCGGUCCUCGGACAUCCCGCCAACCAACAUUCUACAAAUACUUCAUCCUACGGGCCCGUUCUGUUAGAAAACUUUGAUGCCAUUGGGGCCUGGUUUGACGGCGUGGCAGCAAUCAACGGAACCUCUAUUGCUCGUCGACCAAACGCCACAAUUGCCAUAGUUGGUGGUGGCAUCUCUGGUCUCGCCACAGGGUUGAUGCUUGAUAGCAUUGGCGUUCACAACUGGGAGAUCAUUGAGGCAUCUGAUCGAAUUGGCGGUCGAUUCAGGACGAAAUAUGUUGGUGGCACUCAGGAAUGGGCAGAAAUGGGACCCAUGAGACUGCCCUAUUCGAUCAAAUAUAAAAGCGACAAUACAACCCAUGAAUACACCGAUCACCGAAUGACUUUUCAGUUAGCGGAGUGGCUAAAUGACCUUAAUAAGAACGAUAGCAAGUGGCAAGUCAACUUCAUCCCCUGGUUGCAGCACCACCCCAAUGAGCUUCUGGCCAGAGGAACCGGCCGCCAUCCCGAUGGAAGAAUUCCAACUCGAGGUGAAGUCGCCGCAAAUCCCAAGCUGGCAGUCCCUCCCCCCAUGACAAAUGCAGAAUACAAUCGCACUAAGAGCUCAAUGAAUGGCAUACUCAAGAAUGAGACUCGCCUGCGAGAAAUUCAGAGUGAUAUAUGGCGCGCGCAUGAGAAGGCAAUGAAACAGAAUCUGGACGAUUGGAGCGAGCAAGCCAUGAUGCGACACGUAUUUAGGGCUAGCGAAAACGUGACGGAUGCGAUUGCUACAGAUACCGACUACGAGGUAUUUUGGGAUGAAAUGGUGCACAAUUCAAACUUGGCACAGGACGGCGGGAAAAGUGCGCUGGGAGAGACGGAAUGGAAGUGCGUCGAGGGAGGGUUUAACAGGUUAUCCGAUGCCUUCACACCCCAUUUGAAGGGGAGGGUGACGUUCAAUCGCAAGGUCAGAAAGUUGGAGCCUGUAAAGGACGGUAAUGGUGGACUUCGGACUCGACUGUCGUGGUAUCCCAGCGUGACGAACCGCACGGAUGAAUCCAAGGACUACGACUACACCAUUAUGACGCUGCCCUUUACCAUGACACGACUCAUGGACCUCCCCAAGUUUUCAUCGACGCUGAGUAGGGCCAUGGGUGAACACGGGCUACGGUUUAAAUCAGCGUGUAAGGUGGCGUUGCUGUUCAAGGAGCGGUUCUGGGAGAAAGGCGAACGGCCCAUCUUCGGCGGGUAUUCUCAACCGGAGAGUGCUGCCGUGGGAGCUCUCUAUUACCCAAGUUAUGGAUUGAACGAGAGUCGACCGGGACUCAUCACCCAGUACCGUGGAGGGGAUUGGAGCGAUCGGUUUGUCAGUCUCUCGGAUGAGGAGUAUGUCGGCAUGGUGCUAGACGCAACCAUCAGCUUGCACGGCGAAGAAGCGCGGCGACUGUACACGGGAAAGUACGAGAAGCUCUGUUGGUUACAGGACGAGCAUUCUGCGACAUCGUGGUGUCGGCCGAGUGUCGAGCAGCACAGGCUGUACAUCCCGUCAUAUCAUCGGACAGAACACAAGACGAUAUUUAUUGGAGAGCACACGGCCCCAACGCAUGCGUGGAUAAGCUCGUCGUUGCAUUCGGCGGUGAGGGGAUCGGUGCAAUUGCUGUUGGAGUUGGGUAUGGUGAACGAGGCAAAGGAGUUGAACAGGAAGUGGAUGGGAAGAUGGAUUGGCCAGGAAAGAGAAGGCAGAUGA
Molecule: messenger RNA, 1776 nt
Organism: Pochonia chlamydosporia 170
Lineage: Eukaryota; Fungi; Ascomycota; Sordariomycetes; Hypocreales; Clavicipitaceae
Product: L-amino acid oxidase LaoA
Exons: 1
Coding region: 1-1776 (591 amino acids)
Biological process (GO): amino acid catabolic process
Molecular function (GO): L-amino-acid oxidase activity; polyamine oxidase activity
Source: RefSeq, a predicted model, not a curated record